Messenger RNA from Ambispora gerdemannii, 828 nucleotides. The record is from the annotation of a GenBank genome assembly. NCBI's taxonomy places the organism in Eukaryota, Fungi, Glomeromycota, Glomeromycetes, Archaeosporales, Ambisporaceae.
AUGUCUGGUCGUGGUAAAGGUGGCAAAGGACUUGGAAAAGGCGGAGCAAAGCGUCAUCGUAAAAUCCUUCGGGAUAACAUUCAAGGAAUUACCAAACCGGCAAUUCGUCGUCUGGCUCGUCGAGGUGGUGUCAAACGUAUCUCUGGAUUGAUUUACGAAGAAACCCGUGGCGUAUUAAAAGUGUUUCUUGAGAAUGUUAUUCGUGAUGCUGUCACUUACACUGAACAUGCUAAACGCAAGACCGUAACGUCACUGGAUUAUACGCACUCAAACGCCAAGGCAGAACUCUCUACGGUUUCGGUGGAUAAGAAAACAACCUUAACCAAUCAACUAGCAUCAAUUUAUAUUAGUAAUUUGGGUUUUAUAGAAGAAUUGGGUGGGAAACAAACAUCAAGCGAACAUUUGAUAAUUGUUAGGGUCGAAAUAAUGAAUAGGAAAGACUCUUUAUUUGAACAAAAUCAACAACUAUAUCUUGUUCAGCAAUUAAGCGGCGAUGUAAAAGAAAUUGAGGAGAGAAAUAAGGGAGACGAGAAGGAUGAUAAUGCCACGGUUGGAGGUCGUUUCGGAGCUGUGUCAGGGACGCCUAACAAGAAACAGACAAUUCGAAAAUUAGCCGCAGACAUGGAGGAUUUUAUGACGAUAGAAAGAUGUAACCCUCGGAACUGGCAGAGCUCUCUUGUAAAGAAUUGUCCUUGUGAAGCACAUUGGAUCCGUGAGAAUCUUCGAGUUGGCUGUGUCACAGAAUCCUUAAUCAAACACACCGCCAAGAGAUUCAAACAAGAAAAUAUGCCUUGGAAGUACGAUCCUGUUGCCAUUAGUGACAGUUAA